UUUUACGCUUUAUGUUAUAUAUAUUUUACACAUAAUUUACAUUUUAUAUUUCAUGCGUGCUAUAUUUUUAUAUUAAAAACCUGUGCGAAUUAAUAUUUAAAGAAUGUAUUAUAAAUAAUGAUGUAAUGGAAGGAUAAUAAAGAUGCUUCAUGUAUGUCAUACAAUUUAUUUAUAUAUUGUAUACAUUGUAUUUUUAUACGUUUACAAUAAAAAUAGUAGAGGUAAUAGGCGGGUUCUGAGCCAGACAAUGGGGAUGACGUCACUAGGGGGAAGGAGAGGGGGAAGGGUUUGUUUUCGAAGAUCCUUUGGAUCCGCCGCCUCGCAGGUGUCAGAUAAGGGAAGGAGUUUCAUAAUAUCUUAUAUAUAUAUAUUUAUUUAUUUUGUAAAUCUAAUCUUUUUUUUAUUAUUGCGAAUAUUGAUAUUUCCGGUUCCCAAAAACAUUUAAUACGUAGUCAUUUUAUUCGAAGAUAUGUAAGUACACUGCCGAACAAUGAUUCGGCCCAUUCCCUAGCGAGUUUAUCUAGGACUUGUCCUAUAUAAAUUUUGCUAGGAUGGAAUGGGUUGAAUCAUUGUCCGGCAGUGUACACAGAUUUUCUUCGACUCGAAACUUUAUCGUCACGUCGAUAUUAAAUUUUAUUGCAUUCGGAUACUUUUGCCGACGUGCUCGACGGAAAAGCCUACAGUUGCGUUUGAUAUUACCCCAAAAUAAAAAUUUUUCGAUACAAUUGAACACGUUUUCAUAUGUCGAAGCCCAUAGGCUUAUUAGUUGUAAACAAGUAGCAUGGAUAUAUAUAUAUGGCGAGACUCUUAGAGUAACUCUUAGACCAAAAAGAUCAAGCGUUCGAGAUCGCAGCUCAAUCGUCGAAGUUUUUCUGAAAGUGAAAUUUAAUUAUUAAAAUAUAUUGCAAGAUGCGUACUGUACAGAUUAUAUAUCCAGUAGAAGGUGUAAGUAUAAGUGACAGUGCAAGUUUUAUGUGCGGUAAAGUGUAUAGAUUUAAUAAUAAUUUUUAAAAUUUUACAGUUUGUAUACGUAGACGAGACACCAAUUACAGGUGUCACAUUUGCCAAUAGUAUUACUGUACCACUACUCCCACAACAAAAUCAAAUGUAUAUACCAUUGAGUAAUUUAAUUUCGGUGCGCGGUUCCGUAGGACCACAGCCGUGGUUUCCCUACGCUGAUAUACACAUCCCCGGCUUUAUCAAUAUCGAAAAGAAAAUCUGGACGCAAUACUUUAGAAAGAUCAAUCAGGACCAUAAUGAUGAUCUAAUAAACCAUUCUUAUGGAGAAUUUGGCAUGGCCGACGUAUUUGAUUUACGCAAAUUGUUUAAUAUGGAGCCGCUGGUUGACGAGGAUUUGGAAGAUUGGAGUCGCGAUGAAAUUGCACCGAUUAAUGAGUCUGGAGCCUCUAAUCAGCGAUUUAGAAAUUUAAGAAUAGUUUUUUUAAACAACAUACAUUUAUAUUUUUAUAUUUAUACUUUUGCAUUAACUAUUUUUUUAUUUUAUAUGUAAUAAUUAAUUAAGAAUAUAUGUUAUUUAAAAAAAUAAAAAAUAAAAAAAUAAAAAUUUAGUCAGUCUCUCUUACAUUUGUCUACUCAUCACCAUACUAUCCUUUCACUUUUUAUCUCGUAUUAUUAUUAUUAUUAUUAUUAUUAUUAUUAUUAUUAUUAUUAUUAUUAUUAUUAUUAUCAUAUAUAUAU
Molecule: messenger RNA, 1698 nt
Organism: Monomorium pharaonis (pharaoh ant)
Lineage: Eukaryota; Metazoa; Arthropoda; Insecta; Hymenoptera; Formicidae
Exons: 2
Coding region: 1106-1510 (134 amino acids)
Source: RefSeq, a predicted model, not a curated record